Porites evermanni is the source of this 798-nucleotide messenger RNA. NCBI's taxonomy places the organism in Eukaryota, Metazoa, Cnidaria, Anthozoa, Scleractinia, Poritidae. The record is from the annotation of a GenBank genome assembly.
UACCCAAAUUGCACAUCUGGGGGAUUAGUAACAAAGAAUAGGAAGAUGGACUUAAGGACAGAGUUGAUGACUUUCCUGAGGGUUUGUAGACAUUUCCUCCAUCUCAAGGUGAUGGUAUGGAUAACACAGAGUAGCAAGGCUACUGUUUCAAGAGUUUUUGUGGCAUGGGCAGUAUUUUUGUCUACACUUUUUGAGUGUCUUGACCUGACCCCUUUACCAGCAUUUGUGGAAGCACUUAUGCCAAAAGUAUUUAACGAUGCAGGCUUUGCUGAGACUGAAGCUAUGACAGAUGCUACUGAGACUUGGAGUUCACAGUCCGAAAAUUUCGAUGUUAAUAAUAUAACAUUCAGCAACUACAAAGAACCACACUACUGUGAGACAGCAGUGUGGGUUUACCCUCACGGUGGUCUUCUCUGCUGCAGUGAGACUUUCCCAGGGACAAUACCAGAUCAAGACAUCACUGAGCACUGUGGGGUUCUGGACAAGAUUAAGAAAGGGAAACUAGUUCUAAAAGGCAAGGGUUUUGACAUUGCAGACCUGUGUCUUAAAAAGGGCAUUUUACACAAUCGGCCCCCAAUGAAGUUUGAUCCUCAAUAUGAGCAGAUAGACAUGAGUAGGAAUUUUGACAUUGCCAUGUUAAGAAUAUACAAUGAGAACUACAUUGGCCGCAUACGGGACUGGACCAUAUUAAACAGCUGUUGGCCAAUGAUGAGAAUAGAUAUCCUUGGAUAUUGUUUCAAGGUGUUUGUACAUGUUGUAAAUAUUUUGAAAACUCCAGUAGGGCCAAAUGAAACUUAG